AUGCCUCUCGAUUCCCCCUUGCUCGCCCUGCCAAUCCCAGCCUCACCUGCUGAAACCCUCCACCUCCAUGCUUGCCCGCUGCUUUCCGUGUCGUUCGCCGCCAUUCUCCGCGCGCUGGAAGCCUGCGCCGUCCUUGCACCAUCCGCGCGGAAAGCCGCAUUCGCCAUGCCGCCUGCCGCGUGUGCAGCAGGGCUGCCAAUGUCCCUCUCGUCGCUAUCUGCGCGGCUCACCGCGUCCGUCGUAGCCGCUCCGGCCGUCCGUUGCCAACCGGUUUCCCCUCCAUGCUGUCCGUCUUCGGCGCGCUCGGCCCACCUUCCGCGCGUCGACGCGCGCACGGCCGCCUCGCCCUGCAGCUUGUCGAGUUCCGCGGCGAGAGCGCAGCGCCCCCAUCGGGGGAGAGCUCGCGCGCACGCGGUGUCGGUGGCGGAGGCGCAGACGGCGGAAGGCGUGUGGGAUGAGGGCAGGCAGAAAACCAUGAAGCGAUCCACGUCAUUCAUGAAGCGAUCCACGUCAGACGGCGCGGCGACCUUCCGCGUCAGCAAACGUAGAGCCGUCACGACCAGCGCCGCGGGGGAGGUGUCGGGGGAGACCGCGGGGGCGCCGGGCGCGCGGAGCAAGGGGGAUGCGGGGCGGAGCGGGCCGUGGAUGCUGGUGGGGCUGGGCAAUCCGGGGAUGAAAUACGAGGGCACGCGGCACAAUGUACGUUGCCGCUGGGCGUGCAUGGGACUGGCCUGUGAGAAAUCUAAGAAGCAGAUUUUGAAAGGGGGAGAGGGGGGGAAGGGGGCUGGGAGGGGAGGAGGGGGAAAGGUAGGCUUUCAGUCGAUCUCCUCCCCAUGCUCUUCCCCACCCCUCCUCUUACUCCCCCUACCCCUCUCCUCUUCCUCCCCCUCCUCCCACCCCCUUUUCUCCUGCUUUCCUUCCCCACCAAGUGGGCGUCGAGAGCAGGGCCGUGGAGGGAGGGAGGGCAAGGGGCGCAUUGCGUAUCCCAGUGCUGCUGACCUCGUCCUCCCGUUUCCCCCUCUCUCCUUCUCACCUCCCCACCAGGUGGGCUUCGAGGUGAUGGACGCCACAGCUAGGGCGGAUGUUAUAAGCCUGAGCGCCAUGCAGAGCAGGGCGAUGGUGGGCAAAGGUGUGGGCUUCGAGGUGAUGGACGCUGUAGCCAGAGCGGAGGGUAUAAGCCUGAGUGCCAUGCAGAGCAAAGCAGUGGUGGGCAAGGGGCGCAUUGCUGCGUGCCCUGUGCUGCUGGUGAAGCCGCAGACGUUCAUGAACCUCAGUGGGGAGAGCGUGAGUGAAAAAGGGGGUGGUAAAAAGGGCGGUUUGAUGGUACCUGCUCGGCGGAAUCUCAAAGUGCUGCUAGUGAAUCCACAGGCGUUCAUGCACCUCAGUGGGGAGAGUGUGAAUGGUGGGGGGUGCCCUGUGCUGCUGGUGAAGCCACAGACGUUCAUGAACCUCAGUGGGGAGAGCGUGAGUGAUAAGGGGGGUGGGUGGGAAGGUGGUGGGGGUUUUGAUGAUACCUGA
Messenger RNA from Closterium sp. NIES-65, 1518 nucleotides. NCBI's taxonomy places the organism in Eukaryota, Viridiplantae, Streptophyta, Zygnematophyceae, Desmidiales, Closteriaceae. The record is from the annotation of a GenBank genome assembly.